AUGGCGUCGAUCAGCAAAGAACGUUUACGGGAAAUGGAAGAAGAAAUGGACCGGUAAUUAUUCUUAGAUGCUUUAAUUAAUGAGAGUUAUAUUAAGAUGCGGAGGUUGCUUGCGCUUUCAUUGUUCAUGCCUUAUUAUUUGGUGUUAAAUUAAUAUAAUACAAACAUCUAUAGAAUCAGAACAUUGAACAUGUUUAUCCCAAAUAAAAAUCAACACUACACUUACACAUUUAAAUUUAUGAUUAUCAUUAACAUUACCUUCAUUACCUUAAAAUAUCGUUUAAAUUAAUUUAAUUAUACCUUCAAAUAGCCACUAUAAUUUUAGCUUUAGAUUUUAACCGGUUACAGCAGACCGUUGGUGCCAUGACGUAUCACAUGGCUGCCAUCUUGGUUUCCAUGCCCCUUGAAAUUUAUGGGUUCAUAGGUCGUGGCAAUCAAGGUGCCGUUUAAAAAUAAAUAACUUACGUCUGCUAAAAUUAGGAAUAAAACAUUAAAAUUUAAUAAAAAAUGUCCUGGUGCAUAAAUUUCGUGAUGAACAUAGCUACUUUAUUGUAUCCGUUUAGAUAGGGAUUUCCAAGGUCUCACGCGCAUGCAGUUUGCACAUACCGAAAAAUGCCGCAAAACUUUUGCGCCAUUUUAACAUUCGUCUCGGUGAUUAUCUCAUACUUUUGCGCUUUAGGUCACAGUUUUCUAAUUAUAAACUUAAUUUGUCAUCAGUCUAGGGGUGUGCCGGACCCCGGUCCGGAAUCCGGUUCCGCCGGAUUUUGCACUAUCCGGUGAAAUCCGGUUCCGCCGGAUUUACAUGUAUCCGGAACAACCGGAUUCCGGAAUAUACCGGAUUUCGGAAUUUGCCAGAUUUUGUGACUCACCGGAUCAUAAUCUGAAAUAAAAGUAAUUCUCUUUCCCGAAUUCCACACGAUCACGAUACAUUAAUCGAUUGUUUCGAGCGUUGAGCUUGUUUAAUGUUUAAUAUUCCGUACAUACCAGAGGCUAGAGUCAGCACCGCUAAUAGUGGCCAAUAGUGUAGGGACUUUGAUAAGAAAAUUUAAACUUUUUGUAAAAAUAAACCAAUGGCAUAGUUGAAAAGAUGUAAUUUUUUAAAGAAUUAUAACACCAAAAUCAUAUUUUUAGCUGUUGUAGUUUUAAAGUUAUGAAUUUUUAAAGUACGACUUGGUUUGUCAUUUUUUAACAUGGACUGCAUCUCCACAUUCUGUGAUCUCAUUCCGCCAAUCCCGUCAUGCGCAAUGACUAUAUAGUUUAUAUAAGGCAACGCAUUCCCUGCCUUAUCACUAAAAUACUGUUUAGACUUAGUUUAAACUUUCAACUUUGGCACAUGAAUAAUUAAUUAAAGCUUUCCCUGACCAAUGGUUUAAUAGUUUUUGCACACGGCAAACUCUUAUGAAUGAAACUCUGAGGUAGUACUACGAUACAGUUAUGCAAGUGGCUGUGAAUGGUUGCCAAUGACAACGUGUUGCACACGGUAAAUUCUGAUCAUUUAUAAUAUGGAUUCUACCGGGUUGUUAAAGCUCAAAUUAAAACAUUCCAGUUUAAAUGUCUUUAAAUGCAUUCUGAAACACAAGUUAUCAAUUAUUUUGAUGUAAAUAGUGAUAAUAAAUUAAUAUUUCCUAAGUAUCGUCAACUUCCGCCAUUAAAAAGGGGGGCGUGGCCAACCCCAUGGCGAAAUUAGGUUGAGCGAGCUGCAUAACCUGCUGCGAACGCGUAGAAACAUGGCGUCUCUCGUAAGACACUUAUCCAAAUGGAACGGAACUCAAAUAUAUAUCGAAAGUACUAAUUUAAUAAUAAAUAGACACACACAUCGGAAAAUUAAAAACUCGGAUUUUUUGGCGCCGAUUGCGAAUUCCCAUACACAAAAAGUAGUAGUCCACCUUGACUUACCGAAGUAUCUACCAAUAGUACCAAAAUCCGGAAUCCGGGAGAAACCGGAAUCCGGAUCCGGCGGAUUUCGCAUAAGAAAAUCCGGAUCCGGUUGGAAAAAACGGAUCCGGCACACCCCUAGACGUGUGCGCAUAUUUUUCCAAACACUGAUAUCAUUUUUGUAGCAUGGAAUAUCUGUGAGUGGCAAUAUAUUUAUCCUCGUGCCGGCAUGUACUUACCGUAUAUACUCGGAUAUAAGACAAAUUUAGAACUAUAAAAUACAAUACUGAAAUAUGCGCACAAAACAAAAUGGACACAAGGACAGUCACUAAUGCCAAUUUUCCAGCCACACAAAUGUAUAACUAUUUCUAAAUAUAUACUUCGUUAAUCAUUAGUUGUGAACAACUUAUGAGUGGAAGCUCAGAUAUUAUUAUAGCAAACAACGUGGAAAGAGCUCAACACGUUUUUGUGUCAUUCCAAAAGGUAAACAAACUGGUAUGUAACAUAAAAGUAAGCAUUUUACAUCUUUACAGUAACAAAUUUCUAUGAACCAAAAAUAUGGAGUAAAAUUAGACAAUUGUAUGGUCAGCUUAUAUGCGGGUUUUUGCAAAAACUGGCCAUUUUAAAGCAGUUUUAGGGGGUCGGCUUAUAUGCGAUGUAGGCUUAUAUGCGAGUAUAUACGGUAUUAGCUUAUUACUUUUUAAUGUCUAAUCAUACCACAUUGAAUUUUAUCGUACUGCUGCUUGAUAAAUUCACAAAGAGUAUAAUUUUAUUUCGUUAAAAAUGACCAUUUAACAAAAAAGUUAAGCAUUCUACUCCGUAACUAAAAAUGUUAAUUAUCACCAGUUAUCUCCCCUCUAAAAAAAAUGGGUUGUCCACUUAUGGAUCUUCUCAUCAAUUUAGUAUAAAAAUAUUUUCAUUAUUGUUCAUCUUUAAAAAUCUUUAAGCAUUAAACCUAGUCUAGAUAUGAGGCAAGAAGCGUCAAUGACCUGCGAUUGUGCCCUUUCCUCACGUUAUUUCAGCAGGAAUACAUGCAAAAAUAAUUCUCGUCUGCUAAAUUUUUAAACCCUAAAACUAUCCCUAAACCUAAUCUGGACCCUAAAACUAUUCAUAAAUCUAUAAAACUAUCACUACACCUAACCUGAAACCAAAAUUAUCACUUAACCUAACUUGAACCCUAAAAUUAUCACUAAACCUAACCUGGACCCUAAAAUUAUUACUUAACCUAACCUGGACCCCUAAAAUUAUCACUAAACCUAACCUGAACCCUAAAUAUAUCCCUAAACCUAACCAAACCCCUAAAACUUAACCUAGCCCUAAACUCUAAAGCCUACAACUAAGCCUACACCUCAAGUAAACCUUCAUGUAUUAUCCAACAAGCUAAAAAGGUAUGUAAUGAUACAUUUAUUUUGCAUGGAAAAUAAAGAUUUUGGCGCCUGUGGCGGGUGCCCACUUAACCCACUACUGCAUGAUCCAGCAGCAGGUGGAGGGGGUAUGAAAAUUUUAUAUUUUUUAAGGUACUAAUGUUAGGAAUGCGUUUAUGCAUAAUGACUAGGAUGUUUCAUUUUAUUAUUUUUUUAAAUGCUUUUUGAUGAUAGAGGUGGGGAGGGAAUGUAACUAAAUCAUUUAUGGAUGGUUCCUAAGUAAGAAAGUUCAAUGUCAUGCAUACAAUUAAUCUAAAACUCUAAUUUAGGUUUCAACAAUGAAAAAUAUAAUUAAAGUCACUUAAAGCAUUCUUUAUCCCUUUUAACUGGUUAAAAAAAUGCAAAGUGAAGAUUUGUUAAAAUUUUAAUAAAUAUUGAAAAAACAUCUGUUUAGGCUUAAAAAGAAAAGACAGGACAAUCAAAAUGCCAAUUCGGCUAAAUCUCUUCUUCAGGAGAGAAAACAAUACAAUAAAUAAUGUUCAAAGAUAUCAAUUCAAUGUAUUUCUAUAAGUCUUCAGAUUCUAUCAUAAUCCAAACAGAAUAAAUAAACAAAAUUUAAUGAAAAUAAAAUAUAUAACAGUUAUAAACCUAAAAAGAUGGAGGAACAAGUACAUACAAAUAGUGUCAGUCAACUGUAAAAUCCUAAAAUGAUGGAUCUUGUUCCAAUAUUUACUUUCUUUACAGAGCUUUACCACGGUCCCUCAUAUAGUAUCCUUUGAAGAUAAAAAAAUGAAGAAAAAAAUGUUAUAGAGUGACUUGUUAAUAAAAAAUCCUCUGAUCAACUUUCUUGUAUUUCUAUCAAUGAGGUGGAAAAGGCUUUUUGUCAAUAUAUAUGCAGUGUUGUUGGGUUGAAUAACACCCAAUAAAUGACCCAUAUCUUCUAAGGUUGAACUGAAUUCCUAUUUCAAUAACCUUUUAAUUGUCAACAUAUCACUGAGAUUAACGGUAGUACCACCCAAGGAUCCACUUAAAACUUAAAGAAUGGCACAGCCUCAUCAACAAAGUUUUUGAGCAAUACAUCAUCAACUGUUUGGGAGUAGGUAUUUACAAAAUUCUGAUGAUGUUCGAUAAAAGUGUGUGAUUUGUGUGACAAUUUUUCUAACAAUUUGGUGUGGGGUAAUAGUGGUCUAAAAUAUCAUGACAGUCAUUUAUGGAUGGCCCCAUAUUCCUACUCUUCAAGUUUCUUGCUCUUCCAAGGUCAUUAUGUGCCUAUUGCUAUCAUCAAACCUAGAAAAUUUUUUUAGAUGACUCAUUAAACUUUAAACAUAAAAUCAUCACCUGCACUUUUCUUUUAAAAUUAUAUUAAUUAAAUUAGUGUCUUUUCAAUCUUAUAUUUUCCAGCUUUGAGGCGGAGAUCCAGGCACCCGGGGGUCCACCAGUCCAUUCACGGGGUUUCAUCCUGGGAGCAAACACAUUUGACAGAGUUCAAGCUCAGUUAUCUUCAAUACGACAAGAGUCUACUCGCCUUCAACAGCAAAGAAUCAGACCUGAUGACAACGAUGUAGAUGAUGGAAAUCAUUACGGCGAUGAAGAUCUCAGAAAUCUUAGUGGGGAUUUUAGAACUGCUCAUAAAAGAAAAUACCAUGGCGAUGAUGAUGAUGAUGAUGAUGAGGAGAAUGAAUAUCAUGACAUAGAUGAACGCCCAGGAAGACCACAGGGUCCCUUGAUACCUCCCCCCCCUCCCCCUCCAGCCAUGCCCAGCAGACUCCCACCAACACAGGGCCCCCCUCUUCUAGGAGACAUGUCUGUAGUGAACAGUAGGUGUAAAUUAUUCAACUACCAGUAUUAUUGCCAGUCCUAAAUAAUGUGUAUACAUUUAUAGAUUUAUAGUAUACCAUAUAUUGAUUAAGCUCCAUACAAAAUAUUGGAACUGGCAAAAAUCCUCUCUUUUUUUUUCACAAGUUAUUUUCUUCCUCUAGAUUUUUAGAAUUAAACAAAAUAUAAUAUUGAGUUUGAAAAAUGAUAUUUCUGGAAUUCCAUUUUGUUCAUAAUUUUCUGCACACCUUCACAUGAAGGACAGUUGCACCCAUUACUGCAAUGAUAAUGUAAUGUGCCAGUUAAAAAUACAUGAUCAAUUUCAUGGACUUUUAGUUGUGCAGUUUGAGUUUUGGAAACAGUAUGAUGAACGAGACUAAAAUGAUAUUUGACUGAGUUUAUACAUUGAAAUAUUUGUAUGAAAAUCCCCCUAGAAAUGUAUGUUAGAGGUAAAUGUCAAAUUAAAAAGAAAAAUGAAAAAAGAAGCCUAAUUAUUUAGGACUGGAUAUUGGUAUCCGAUAUUUAAUUUUAUAUAGUUUUCUGUAUGUCAAAUAAGAAGUCAAAUUGGCACCUUUAUGAUUUACAAAUUACUCUAUGUUUAUAAUGCUUUAAAAUGAGCAUAUUUAUGUGAUCCUUUUUGGCAAUUCAAUUAAUUUUCUGACCACACCCUGGAUUUGAAAGAGUAUUAAGAUUUUUUUUUUUUUUUUUUUCAUUGUUUGCCCCUCCUCCCCCUCCCCCCCCCGAACCCGAAGAGUUAGCUUAGGGCUCCACAUUGUCUUUCAAGCCCUACGCCCCUGGUGAAGAUUUAAAAUGAGCAUAUUUAUGUGAUCCUUUUUUGCAAUUCAAUUAAUUUUCUGACCACACCCUUGAUUUGAAAGAGUAUUAAGAUUUUUUUUUUUUUUCAGUGUUUGCACCUCCUCCACCUCCCCCACCCGAACCCGAAGAUUUAGAUGAGGGCUCCACAUUGUCUUUCAAGCCCUACGCACCUGGUGAAGGUCCGUCCGUCCCCCGACCUGCAUUUAUGCCGCCUCAGUUACGACACAGACUGCCCCCGCCUGGUGGCCCCCGUCCACCUUUCCCUAGGCCACCCAUGCGAAUGGGUGGACCGUACGGUGGCCCGAUGGGACCUCCGAGACACAUGAUGGGGCCUGGUCCAAAUAUGGGCCCCAUGGGACCAGGAAUGAUGGGGCCCCAGGGACCACACAUGGGAAUGCCAGGUGGCCCAAUGGCACCGCCAGGCCCACCAGGAAUGGAAGGAGGAAUGCAGUUUAUGAACCAAUCUAUGGAUGUAAGUCUCUUAAACUAGUUCUGAUGUAACUUACCUUGUUUGGGCCAUGUAGGACCUAAAACAAGGUUAUGAUGAAUAAUAUGAUCCACUUAGUAUCAGCCCUGGUUAUAAUUACAAAUAUCUUGCCGUAGUAGUUUUUGUUUUUGGUAAAAAAAUCCAUUAUAAUGCAGUUGAUUACAUGAGGUCACUUUUGGUCACUGUCGUUUUUACCAUAAUGAACAAAGGACUAUACUCAAGCUGUGUGAAGGAAAUAGUAAUAUGGGGAAGCGUGAAUAGAAAAACAGGAAAUUAAGAGAACUUUUUGGCCAAGAGCUGAAUAAAUUUAUACGGAGAUUGCAAUUAUUGUCGCAGUAAGAAUGGUGAACACUUGUUUUUCUUAAAAACUAGCUUCUAUUUCUUGUCAUAUUUUCAUUUGUCCUGUCUGCCGAGGAAGGCUCUGGUCCAGAACAUUCCCUUAUUGUCCUGUCUUUCAAUUCAAGCUUCCACACACCCAGAGCUACUAUUUCCUUCUUUUGGCCCAAUCUCCACAAUAAGUUGCGAGAAAUGAUCUAACCAGCCCUAAAAUCUGCCAUUAUCUAUGACUAUCAUAUUUAUUCAAUUUUUAUUAUAAUAGUUACAUGCCACAAGUGCACGAAGAAGCCAUUAUUAAAUAUAUCUAAUCCCACAGAUGAUGAUGAAGCCACUGGUGAUAGAGCAGCCAAAAGUGGUCUACUCAGCAGCUCCUGUCAUCAAUGUUGAUAGAAAGAAAGAUGAUAAAAAAAAGAAGAAGAAAAAGAAAGCCAAAGCAGGUGGUGAGGGCCCAGAGGAAGGAAAAGAUAAAACAGGUUUGUGUCAUGAGAUGCUUUGAUUGUGAUUGUACAUUCAGCACACCAUAGUUGACUGACUGUGAUUGUACAUUCAGCACACCAUAGUUGACUGACUGUGAUUGUACAUUCAGCACACCAUAGUUGACUGACUGUGAUUGUACAUUCAGCACACCAUAGUUGACUGACUGUGAUUGUACAUUCAGCACACCAUAGUUGACUGACUGUGAUUGUACAUUCAGCACACCAUAGUUGACUGACUGUGAUUGUACAUUCAGCACACCAUAGUUGACUGACUGUGAUUGUACAUUCAGCACACCAUAGUUGACUGACUGUGAUUGUACAUUCAGCACACCAUAGUUGACUGACUGUGAUUGUACAUUCAGCACACCAUAGUUGACUGACUGUGAUUGUAACGUUAGGACAAUAUUUUCCUUUCUGUUUUACACUUGUGUUUAGGACCUCUGUAAUUGUUUCCUCUGUUCUCCAUAGUUGAAGAUUCUAACAAAUAAUUGUAUUUUCAUCCAGUCAACAAAAAAAUUCAAUACUGCUGACACACAUUCAUUUAUUAAAUCAUUUUAACAAAGAACUGCUGCUGAAAUUUUGCACAGAUGUUUCUAUCAGGUCGAAGGGCACAUAGUGGCCGAUGGAUAAUGAUGACAAAGAAACAAUUCUGUAAUUUCAAAAUGUCAACUUGCUUCAGUUUAGUUGUGACAUGUUAUUAAACAUAUCUUAACCAGGGAUUUUCAAACUUUGCCAUUGUCCCAAAAUAUAUAUGUUAGGGCAGACAUAACCCAAAUUGAUUUAAAAGUAAGAACAUCCUAGAUAAUUUCAAUUUAAAGUGUUUAUUUGAUCAAUUUAUACUUUUGAACGCAAUUAUACAUGUAAGAUACUGUUUGGGUUAAGUCAUUGAUUUCUCUGCUUGGCUUUCAUGUUCAUUAGAGUGAAAAAUCCUUGUUUGCAAAGGUUGUUUGUUGCAAAGUGCUGCAACUUUUUGACUGCCUCAUCUAGAGCAGUUAUAACAGUUGUGAAAGCUAUUGAGUCCUUUGAGCCCUUAAGAGCAUGAGUGUUGUCAUCACUAAAGUCUGGGAGCCUGUUAACACAGUUAUUACUUCAACUGCAUUAUUUAAAUUUUCUUUGUUUUUGUUGUUUCCCAUAGGUCAGCCCAGCAAAGAAUCGGGCACAUCACAUGUAUCGAAUCAAGGGACAACAGCCACAACCGCUGAAAAUGACGA
This is a messenger RNA of Lymnaea stagnalis (great pond snail), 8379 nucleotides long. NCBI's taxonomy places the organism in Eukaryota, Metazoa, Mollusca, Gastropoda, Lymnaeidae. The record is from the annotation of a GenBank genome assembly.